Messenger RNA from Cimex lectularius (bed bug), 897 nucleotides. RefSeq names its product zinc finger protein 512B-like. The transcript has a single exon. The record is from RefSeq and is a predicted model, not a curated record. Lineage: Eukaryota; Metazoa; Arthropoda; Insecta; Hemiptera; Cimicidae. The coding region runs from base 1 to 870 and encodes 289 amino acids.
AUGUCUCGCAUCUUACUAUUCUUAGCCUGUGUCCUGUUGGUGAGGGGUGAAGGUGAGCACGGUGGCCAUCUGCAGGAGUCUUUUGGAGGCCAGGAGAGUGGCGGUUACCCAUCUUUAGGAGGCGGUGCCGUUUAUGAUUUCAGCAGGCACGACGAAGGUGGAGGAGAAGGCGGCCACAAGCACGAAUCUACGAGCUAUCAGAACUUCCAGUCCUCCCACGACCUCCAUCAAGGCUCGUUCCAUAAAGAAGAAGAAGAAGAAGAAGAAGAAAUCAAAGUGGUGACCGUGGAAAAGAAAGUACCGGUCCCUUAUCCCGUGACCGUCGAGAAGAAAGUGCCCUAUAAGGUCGAAGUUCCUGUUGACAAGCCGUACGACGUCCCGAUUCCGAAACCCUUCGCAGUGACCGUGGAAAAGAAAGUACCCUAUGAGGUCAAAGUGCCAGUACCCGUCCCAUACACCGUAGAGAAGAAAGUACCUUACAAAGUCGAAGUUCUCGUUGAUAAACCGUACCCCGUCCACGUGCCCAAGCCUUACAACGUCUACGUUGAGAAAAAAGUGCCUUACACGGUCGCGAAAUACGUACCGUAUGAGGUCAAAGUACCGGUAGACAAGCCGUAUCCUGUCCAUGUACAAGUCCUAAAACACGUUCCGUACACCGUGGAGAAAAGGAUACCCGUCGAAGUCAAAGUGCCUGUCGACAAGCCCUACACCGUGGAAGUGCCGAAACCCUAUAAGGUUUUCGUAGAAAAAAAAGUUCCUUACACCGUUGAAAAACGGGUUCCAUAUGAAGUCAAAGUUCCUGUCAAAAUUCCAGUACCCGUCGUCAAACAUGUACCUGUUCCCGUACACUACAAGAAACAUCACGACUGAUUUGUUUACCAAAAAUUGUUAAAUAUU